Medioppia subpectinata is the source of this 243-nucleotide messenger RNA. The record is from the annotation of a GenBank genome assembly. NCBI's taxonomy places the organism in Eukaryota, Metazoa, Arthropoda, Arachnida, Sarcoptiformes, Oppiidae.
AUGAAUCCGAUUUUGGAUCUGAUGAGUGACUAUGGCUGUGUUCUAUAUGGACAAUCUGGGGCCUACGGAAUGCUGAAGAGCUGGAGUGUGGAGAAGAUGCUUAUUAAGGAUCCAGCAAAGAAUUCGAAUUUGGAUAGAGAUAAAGGCUUAGUUUCUAAGAAUUCCUUUAAAUUGGAAGUUUCUGGUGGUACUUUCAGCAAUAGUGAAAUUACUGCGAAAAUGGUAUGGGGAAGACUACACUAG